Messenger RNA from Cryptomeria japonica (Japanese cedar), 1801 nucleotides. RefSeq lists its product as uncharacterized. The transcript has a single exon. Gene Ontology annotation, molecular function: protein binding. The record is from RefSeq and is a predicted model, not a curated record. Bases 120 to 1391 code for a protein of 423 amino acids. Lineage: Eukaryota; Viridiplantae; Streptophyta; Pinopsida; Cupressales; Cupressaceae.
CAUGCGCACAUAACUUGGUAAUUAAGCAAUAGAAAGGAAUACAGUGAAAGCCAAUGUACAGGCGGACGUGUCAAAGAAAACAGCAAGAAAAUCCUUAAACCCUGUACAUCUGCAAUCCGAUGGAAGCGCAAGGAAGAUUGAGCAGGGCUGACGAGUUCAUGGAUUUACCAGAAGCCCUAAUUACUCGGAUUUUAUGUCAUUCGGCUCCGAAAGACAUAUCUUCUACCUCUAAAACAUGUAAGUACUUGAACAAGCUUAUCAACUCUCCUGAAUUUCAGAAAGUCUACCAAGUGUCUCGCCACAAAAGAGGCUGCAUAAUCACAGAUAACUAUGGGUCGGAGUGCCCUGAACCUCUGCUGUACAUUUACGACAUAAUUUCUCUCCAAUGGAGUACAAUUGCUGUCGCAAAAUUAUGCCCUUCAAUGUUGAACCCCAAAAUGGUGUCCGCUUCUGGGGGCCUUAUUCUAUUCUUGGCUAACAAAAGGAGAAGUUGUGAUGAUGGGAGGGGGCUGUCGGAGCAGAGGAAAGAGCUAGUGGUUGUGCAGCUCUUCACAAAAGGGACCAUCAUACUCCCAGACCCUCCCUCUCCAGUGGUUUUGUCGUCUGAGAUUGCCAACAAUUGUUUAAUCGAAAUUGUUGUGGACGACAUGGGUUCUUCAUAUAAGGUAAUUCUCUUUGCACCUAUAUUAAUGAAAGAAGUGUUUUGGGUUUAUGAUUCUUGUACACCAGCUUGGAAGCAGGUAACUCUUUCAGAUACUGGCUUUCCUCUUAGGGGUCUGAACCGAAUUGUGUCCAGAAGAAGUGUUUUGUACAGAGGGGUUCUGUAUUGGUUGAUUGUUGGUCUGACGGGUGCCUCUUACUUGAUUUUUUAUGAUACCCAAUGCGAUGCCCUGCGUAGACCAAUUCUUUGUUUUUCUAGGGCUGAAACAUCUAGCCUGUGUGGAAUCGCUGUCUGUGGUGGUAAGGUAAUUAGGGUUUCCAAAUACAGCAGAGGGGAAUCGGGGCUUUCGGUCUCACAGCUCAAUGAGGAGAAUUGUGAUGAUUGGGAACCCCUGUUUGAAUCUAGUGUGCCCAACAUUGGGUGCGAUGUGUUUUGUGAGACUGGACUUGGGAUGGCUGUUUGCAGCAGUGCAGAGGAGGAAAAUAUGUUUUGGAUGCUGUGUUUGGUUUCUAAGGAAAAGGAAAUAUAUGGACAUAAGAUGCUUGGAAGGCACAUGUGGCUUUUUGCUUGCAAUCGGAGAGAUGGAAAUUGGCAACAACUCAGUCCUUGCACUACUGGUGAAUGUGAUGACAAGUAUCACUCUGGUGUCACAAACGGAAUUUUUCACCGCCCACUUUCACAAGCUAAGUGGAUGAACUUCAAAUUCAGUGGACCUAUUGGACCUAUUUGAUCUAUUACAGAGCUCCAUAUUUGAGAAGAUUGGCACUAGUUUCCAGAAUUGUUGGCUAAUUUUCCCUCUUCACUGAGAACAAGCUAAAAAUAAAUAGUACAGAUUGGUUUUCACGAAAUAGUUUGGGAUGUUCAUUGUUUGAGAUUGUCAAAUAAUUUGUGCACAUCGAUUUUUUUUAAGAAAACCCACUAAUUGGCGAGAUUAGUUUCUUAGACAACUGGUAGAAUUUACCUAAUUAAGCAACCUUGGUCCAUUCUAGUGCUUCCGGGCUUUGACAUGUGUGGAAAGGCUCCAAUAUUUUGAGUAUUGGAAUUUUCUAGUCUUGAAAUGGGAGAAUUUGAUUUGUCGAAACAAUGAGAUUGUAUAUCUAACUCUUGCUGACUUUAUGGUGUCAUCGUGGGCUUUGUUCA